AUGGGGGACUGGAACUUGCUGGGAAAGCUCCUGGAAAAAGCCCAGGAGCACUCUACCGUUGUUGGCAAGGUGUGGCUGACCGUCCUCUUCAUCUUCCGCAUCCUGGUCCUGAGUGCAGCUACAGAGAAGGUGUGGGGCGAUGAGAUGUCAGGUUUCACCUGUGACACCAAACAACCUGGUUGUGAGAAUGUGUGCUACGACAUCACUUUCCCCAUCUCCCACGUCCGCUUUUGGGUGCUACAAAUCAUCUUUGUGUCCACUCCUACACUGAUCUACCUGGGACACAUCCUUCACCUGGUACGGAUGGAGGAUAAGCACAAAGAGAAGGAUAAAGAGAAGGAACAUGCUCGUAGUUCAGACAAGCAGGGCCUCAUAGCGGAGACCAAACAUAAAAAACCUCUAGUAAGGGAUGACAAGGGCCGAGUACGCCUGCAGGGGGAGCUCCUGCGCACAUAUGUCUUUAAUGUGAUUUUUAAAACCCUGUUUGAAGUGGGAUUCAUUGUGGCUCAGUACCUCUUGUACGGCUUUGAGCUUAAGCCCAUGUACACAUGUGACAGACCGCCCUGCCCCAAUGUGGUAAACUGCUACAUCUCCCGUCCCACAGAGAAAACAAUCUUCAUCAUCUUCAUGCUGGGAGUGGCCAGCGUUUCUCUCUUACUCAACCUUAUUGAAAUCUACCACCUGGGCUUUACGAAGUGCAGACAGGGCAUCACUUUCAGACGAAAUGAAAUGUCCAUUGAGAGUCUCCCCAAGGAACCCAGCGAGACCUCGGUGCCCUUUGCACCCAGUUACGAUGAAUUCUUCCACGCGCACCACCAAGUCCAGCCGCCGUACCCGCCGGUCCCCAGCUACAACCUCUCUCCUCUGUCUGAUGGCACAGACUCAACCUUCCACCCUUACCACAGCAAAGCAGCCUACAAGCAGAAUAAAGACAACUUGGCGGUGGAGAGGAGCAGCAGCAAGCCAGAGGAAUGUGACCUGAAAGGAAAGAAGGGAGCAGGAUCGGCCCCUGGGUCACCUACGCAGGCCAGGCCAGGCCGCAGUGCCAAACACAGCAGCAACAAGACUAGAAUAGACGAUCUGAAGAUAUGA
Messenger RNA from Xyrichtys novacula (pearly razorfish), 1092 nucleotides. The record is from the annotation of a GenBank genome assembly. Lineage: Eukaryota; Metazoa; Chordata; Actinopteri; Labriformes; Labridae.